Ostrea edulis (European flat oyster) is the source of this 6607-nucleotide messenger RNA. Its product is annotated as C-Jun-amino-terminal kinase-interacting protein 3-like. The record is from RefSeq and is a predicted model, not a curated record. Bases 189 to 4865 code for a protein of 1558 amino acids. Gene Ontology annotation, cellular component: cytoplasm. The transcript is spliced from 36 exons. Gene Ontology annotation, molecular function: kinesin binding; JUN kinase binding; signaling receptor complex adaptor activity. NCBI's taxonomy places the organism in Eukaryota, Metazoa, Mollusca, Bivalvia, Ostreida, Ostreidae. Gene Ontology annotation, biological process: vesicle-mediated transport.
CCGUCUGCUGACAGGAAGUUCUUGUCGCACUUGCGCAGUCCAUCAUAUGACCAGUUCCGUCACUUCUGCCAAAAUGGAUGACAAUAUCGUCUUCAGUGACAGAUGAUAAUCCAAUGUUCCCUUUAUUAAUGGAUGUGUAAGUGCAUCCUCCUCCAGUUUUUCAUUUCGUAUGUAAACAGGAAAACUUAAUGAAAAUGGCAGCGAUCACGGAGACAGUGUAUGGAACGUCCGAGGAAGGACAUGUAAUGUCCGAGAAGGUUUCCUCAUUAGCCACAAAUAUUUACAAAGAAUUUGAGAGAAUGAUUAAGAAAUAUGACGAAGAUGUGGUUAAGGAAUUGAUGCCAUUGAUAGUUGGUCUACUUGAGGGACUUGAUCAGUCUCUCUCAGAUAAACAAGAAGCGGAUGUGGAGUUGGAGCUCCUGAGAGAUGACAAUGAGCAGCUUCUUACGCAGUAUGAAAGGGAAAAGCAACUCAGAAAGGGUGCAGAACAAAAAUACUUGGAGAUGGAGGAUGCAGUUGAAGGGGAGAAGAAGAGUAUGCAAGAUAAAGUGGAAAGUCUAGAAUCAGUAGUAAGGAUGCUGGAAUUAAAAGUGAAGAAUUCAUCUGAUCAUGUGUCUCGGAUGGAAGAAAAAGAAACAGAUUUAAAAAAAGAGUACACCAAGCUACAUGAGCGAUAUACAGAGUUAUUUAGAACACAUAUGGACUACAUGGAAAGAGCCAAGAUUGUUAUGGGUACCGACAGAAUGGAAGUCUCUAACAGUCCUCGUUCUAACCUGAGAACUGUAGGGGUCCAAACUCGGAUUUUACUACCAAGAACUGACAGUGAAAAGAGUGAUUUGGAUGGUGUGACAUAUCGCCAGACUGAGCCAGUGUUGGGAGGUGGAUUUCAGCUCCCAAGUCUGCGCCCUGUCAGUAUUGCAUAUGGCCAGAAUGUCACCGCUCGUUCAGGAAGCACACCCCCUAGCUUUAGUAGUUUUGAUGACAUGAUGUCACCUCGCAGUGUGGCUGACUCAAAUGUUAGUCUGCAGAGUGAGUUAGGAGAACUGGAGUCUCCCCAAAGUGCCAAAGGCAAACAGAAAGAGACAAAGACUUGUGACCAGGGUCAAGUGACAGACAGUAUUAAUGUCAGAGAAUUCGCCACAGCUACAAAACCUCCAAAUAAUACCGAAGAAAAUAACGACACAACACAUCCAAAAGAUUCUGAGGAAGUGAGGGUAGAGAAAGGCAAUCAGGGUGAUAUUAAACAAAAUACUCAAGUAUCUGAUAUAGAAAGUAAAAAUACAGUGUCUACUGAGGACAGUCCUUGUGAUAGUGCAGCUAGUCAAAAUUCUCAAUCAGACACUCAGUCAACCGACAGAACUGAAAAACAAUUAGAAAAUGAAAGUGGGCAUGUUUCUGUAGAUAAUUCAGAUGCAAAAGUAAACAUUCAGACUGUUGAUAGUUCUCCAGAAGUUAGACAACCUACCUCUGAGUUUAAAACUUCUACUCCACAAACUGAUGACAGCACUAGUAGGGAAAGAUAUGAUAGUAGAUUAAGUAUUGAGGAGGAAGAAGCUGAGUUUGAGGAAGAUAAAAUCAUGGAUUUCAGUCGUAGUAUGUACAUAUCAGGUUUGGAUCACACUUUGGCUAAAAUUAUAGCUACAACACCAGAACUUCAGGAAAUUGAAGAAUCUAUGUCUAGUGUAAAGUCCAACCGAUCUAGGGGCCCCAAGAGAAAUAAUGAUUCCAUAUUUGAUGAGCUGCAGUCCCAGGACAAUGAAUUGAUUGGGGAUGUAGACUUUGGCAUUACAGGACGGGAGGUAAACCCUGGAGAUUAUGCAUCGUCAGACUCUGAAAAUGAGGAUGAAAAUGAAAGACAAUCUAAUGUUAGUGAUAAUUUCUUUGGCAUGGGAAAAGAGUUGGAAAACUUAAUCUUAGAAAACACAGAAUUACUGGAAACCAAGAAUGCAUUAAAUAUUGUCAAGGAUGAUUUAAUUGCCAAAGUGGAUGAGCUUUCAGGAGAGGUGGAAAUUCUGAAGGAAGAAAUAAAUAACCUUCAGACAGUGAAGACCAAGUUAAAUACGAGGAUUAAGGACUUAGAGGACGAGCUGAAAAAAACCAAGGAAGAACUGGAGAAGAAAAACACUUCUGCCAAAGAGGGAGUAGAGGAGGAUGAUGUGCCGAUGGCCCAGAGAAAGAGAUUUACACGAGUGGAAAUGGCCAGGGUGCUGAUGGAGAGGAAUCAGUACAAGGAGAGGCUGAUGGAAUUGCAGGAAGCUGUCAGGUGGACAGAAAUGAUCCGUGCCUCACGGGAACAUCCAGAUGCUGCUAACAGUCCACAGAAACAGAAAAAAGGAUCUAUAUGGAAUUUCUUUGGUAACCUGUUCAGUAGUAGUUCACCCAACAAGCCGAACAAGAAGCCCAGCAAUGUUCCAAUGGCCACCAUCAAGUAUAAUGCCCCCACCACCCAAGUUCAACCCAUGGGGGACCCCAACAGGAGGUCACGCGAGAUGUACAAGCUUGGGGACAAGGCCAAAGCCUACGACUUCCUACAAGACGAUCUGAACCGAAUCAGUUCAUCAAAUGUACAAAAAUUACUGGAAGAUUUGCAGGAGAAGAAACAGCAAUAUGACAGUUAUAUUCAUGUUGAGGCAACAGACGCAGGAGCCAGUAAAAUAGAAUCUCUUCUAGAGGACCCUGUCGUAACUGCUCAGCCCAAGAUGUCAGAAAAAGCGAAGAAAGAGCGUGACAAGGAGAGACAGGAGCAGUACAAACAAGUCCGAGCUCAUGUCAAGAAAGAUGACGGCCGACUACAAGCCUAUGGUUGGAGCCUUCCUGCCAAAUUUCAGCCAUCGGUCCGUGACACCCCUACCAAACGAGAGGUGCCUGUCCCCGUACCAGUCUACUGUAGACCUAUACUGGAGAAAGAAACAGGGGUGAAGAUAUGGUGUGCUGCUGGUGUGAAUUUGACAGGUGGUAGAACACGAGAUGGAGGGUCUGUUGUAGGGGCCAGUGUAUUUUACUCCAGCCUUCCAGAGUCUGAAUCUGAGUCCCGAAAAGAGGUCAAGGAUGAAGUGGACAGACUCAACCAAGAACUCAAGGACCAUGAGAAGGGUCUGAAGGAUGCUGAUAAGGAGCAGUUGUCUUCCUUGGUUUGGAUUUGUCACAGCAGUGGUUCCAGUACCCAUGUGUCUGUUAUUGAUGCUAAUAGUCCGGGAGACAUCUUGGAAACCUUCAAAGUCUCCUCCUCACCCAUACUCUGUUUAGCAAGUGUAGCAGGGGCCCUUGAGUCGGACUACCCAGUGGAUGAGGAGAUUCUGAAGGCGGAGUCUUACCCUCAAUAUAAGCCUCCCCCUCCUUCCAGUGACAACUCCCAAGUGGAAAACAGUGGUAUUGGGGGCAUAACAUUUGUACAGUGUGCCACAGGAAACAACAGUCAACCAUCUUCACCUCAAGUGUCUCCAGUUGGGUCCUACAAGUCUAAAGAAGUCACCCCUGAACAUAAGAGUAACCUCAGUGCUGUAGCCCAAGCAUUGACAACUAAUGAGGAAAAAGUUGACACUGAAGUCGAACACAAGGAUAAAUUUGAUACUGAAAGUAUCAUGUCAGAACGUAGUUACGAAGUACACUUUGGUAAUGAUGAUGUUCAGCCUUCCGUGUUCAAAGCCAGGGGUUCUCCAGCUAACUCGGGAACCAACACACCUGUAUCACGGUCAUCUCUUGCCUCACUUGACCGCCACCGCCACUCUGAGCUCAUAAGGGAUGGCCUCAGUCCUAUGUCAGUGGACAGUGAUGUGCAGUUUGAGGAAACAGAGAAAAUGAGCAGUGUUUUACCCACCAUUUGGCUUGGAUCACAAACAGGAAGUUUGUAUGUACAUUCCUCAGUAGCACAAUGGAGAAGAUGCCUAUACUCUGUCAAACUUCGAGAUUCAAUUCUCAACAUAGUCCAUGUUAAAGGGAGAGUACUAGUAGCUUUAGCUGAUGGAACAAUUUCCAUUUUCCAUAGAGACACAGAUGGUCUGUGGGACUUGCAGAAUUAUCACCUUUUGGAUCUGGGAAAACCUCACCAUUCUAUCCGCUGCAUGACUGUGAUAGCAAAUAAACAUGUGUGGUGUGGAUAUAGGAACAAAAUCCAUGUCAUUGAACCAAAGAGCAUGACCAUAGAGAAAACCUUUGAUGCCCAUCCCCGUAAGGAGAGUCAGGUAAGACAGCUGUCCUGGGUUGGGGAUGGUGUGUGGGUCUCUAUACGACUGGACAGUACACUUCGUCUCUACCACGCCUAUACACACCAGCAUCUGCAGGAUGUGGACAUUGAGCCAUAUGUCAGUAAAAUGUUAGGGACUGGAAAACUGGGAUUUUCUUUUGUUCGGAUCACAGCCAUGUUGAUCUCCUGUAAUCGGCUGUGGAUAGGUACUGGAAAUGGGGUCAUUAUCUCUGUGCCUCUGUCUGAGAGUAACAAGCAGACUGUGUCCAGUGGACCCAGUGGGGGACGUCCAGGGGGCAUUGUUAGAGUCUAUAGUGACACGGAGACAGACAGUGUCACACCUGGAACUUUCAUACCAUAUUGUUCCAUGGCACAGGCUCAGCUUUCAUUCCAUGGUCACAGAGAUGCUGUCAAGUUCUUUGUGUCAGUUCCAGGUUCUCCUAGGAAAGGUCUGAGUGCAGCUACAGACCAUGAGGAACCCAGUGACAACAAAUCACGCCAUGAGGCAAUCCCCAUAGAGGUCAGCAACGCUAAGCUGGUUCUGUCUGGAGGAGAGGGAUAUGUGGACUUCAGAAUAGGUGAUGGGGAUGAUGAUAACCCAGAAGAGGAAGAGAAGAAGUUGUCACUUAGCAAAGGAGACAAGAGCCACCUCAUUGUAUGGGAAGUGAACCACAGCAAAUAGUCUCAUAGAAUCCAGGCCACAAGGUCAAGGACAAUGUACUCCUCAAAUGUCAAUGUAUUACAAAUGCUCUAUGUAUGCAUACAUUAUCAAUGAAUGUAUCAUGCUUUAGGUCAUAUGCUUGACCUUAAUGGAAAAUGCUGUUAAGUGCAUAUUCUUACAGCUGCUAUACAUGUAAAUAUAUUACUACCUGAUUCUUUGAGGUGGUAUGAAAGACCAGGCUUUGUGAAGAAUGCAAAUAUGUACGAAUGUGUCAGUACAUCAAAAGUAACUGUUAUUGUUGUUUUGUAAGUGGUUUUGUUACCAGCAAAAGCAUUGAUUUAUCUUAAGAAAUAUGAUAUUUCUUGGACUCUUAUUAUUUACCCAUGUAAAAGUUAGAGGACUUCGAAAAAAAUAAAUAGAAUAUAUGGCAUUUCUGUUUAUUUCAUACUUAGUUCAAUCCUUAUAUCUCUCAUUCAUGUGCAAUAUAUAUCUUGUUGACCUUUCAAAUUUUAUUUAUCGCAAUUUUUAAUGUUACAUGUGUUUAUUUAUUAAUCAAUCCCAUAGAAAAUGUAACCAGAAAGGAAUUUUCUUCUUAAAAUAGGAAGUUGAUGUCUGAUUAUGUAAAUCCUCACUGUUUUAAUGAUUAUGACACAUCCAGUUGAAGGCCAGCUUGUAGCAGUCUUUUGUAAGAAAUCAUUUUUAUUUAUUAUUCUGUUCACAUUUACACCUUGACAGCACCAUUACUCUUAGUUUUUAUUUUGUUGAUUCUAUGUCAUGUUAAAGUGUACUAGAUCCGAGUGUGCUGUUAAGUAUAAGCACUGUUUGUUAGAACUGUGGUGAUGUCAUCUGUUCCUAUUAAAAAUUCAACAACAAAGCAGGAAACAUAUCAAAUUUCUUUGGUACUGAGACAUUAAUUUUGAAUACAUGUAUUUGUUUUGAAAACGUGUGUUUAUUUUGAAUACAUACAUUUAUUUUGAAUCAAUUAUUUUGAAUAAAUUUGCAUUUUAAAUAAGUUGCAACAGUUGGUUAUGUAAUUUUUUUUCUGUGUUUUUUAAAUACUAUUUUAUUCAUUAAGUGUGAUAUUUCCAAGUUUCCUGUCUAUAUUUGAAUAGAAAAAAUUGUUAAGGAAUUCAAUAGUUAUUGGAUUUAAAAUCAAUGGAAAUAUUUUUCUUCGGAUGGAGAUGUUUAGUGAAGUCUGUAAUGGUGUAUUCAUCAGGUAUUAAUUUUUUGACAGUGUCAUUGUGGAUAAGUUUUUUUUUUUACACAAAUGGAACCCAACUUUGUUUUAAGUAUAUUUCCUUAUUAAUUAAGCAAUGGAACACAAAACUCAAUAGUCAAGUGGCUUAAACUAGCUUUUGAAAGGUUUCUGGUUCAGAUAUCAGAACAGUCUCUUCAUGUUUCAUGUUGUUUACUUGGACAAGCUAUUUAUCUGCAUUGUCCAAGCUGAAAGUGGAUACCAGUUCUGACUAAAGGAUUCAUUUAUGCUUGACUUUUGUCUUUCCAGGUGGCAUUUAUGAAUCUCAUCCACCUGUUAUAUUUAUGGUCCUUAUGGCCAGGGGAAAAGUUAGUCUAGUGAUAAUAAGCAGUUUCAUGAAGGAGUAUUAUGUUAAGCAUAAAUUGCACAUUAAGUUACAACAUUUAAUGUGCAUUUCUUUUACAAAGUUGUAUCAUUAAUGAAGAAUAUUAAUGUGUGUAUGUUGUCAGAGCAUGUUUAAGAUACUAAGCUUAAUUUAUGAUAAACAUGAAUAAAGCUGCAAAUUCAU